AUGGCCAAUCUUGACGUAGAUGCGAUGCUCAAGAAGCUGACUCUUAGCGAAAAGGUUGAGUUGCUCUCUGGCAUUGACUUCUGGCACACCAAGGCUCUACCCAAGUAUGGAAUCCCCUCCAUUCGCAUGUCCGAUGGCCCCAACGGCGUCCGGGGCACGAGAUUCUUCAACGGCGUUCCCGCAGCUUGCUUUCCUUGUGGGACUGCCCUUGGCUCGACCUUCAAUCAAGAGCUUCUCGAACAGGCUGGCAAGACCAUGGGAGACGAGGCCAUUGCCAAGAGCGCCCACUUGAUUCUCGGUCCGACAAUCAACAUGCAGCGAUCGCCUCUAGGCGGCCGUGGCUUCGAGUCUAUCGGUGAAGACCCAUUCUUGAGUGGUCUCGGCGCCGCGGCACUGGUCCGCGGUAUUCAGAGCACUGGUGUCGUCGCUACCAUCAAGCACUUCCUCUGCAAUGAUCAAGAGGACAAGCGUAUGGGUGUCCAGAGCAUAGUCACUGAGCGGGCUCUCCGCGAAAUUUACGCUAUGCCCUUUCAGAUUGCUGUUCGCGAUGCCCGCCCCGGUGCCUUCAUGACUGCUUACAAUGGCAUCAAUGGCACGUUUUGCAGCGAGAAUGUUAAGUAUCUAGAUGGUAUGCUGCGCAAGGAAUGGGGCUGGGACGGUCUUAUCAUGAGUGACUGGUAUGGCACGUAUAGCACAAAUGAUGCCAUCAAGGCUGGUCUUGAUCUCGAAAUGCCAGGUCCUUCGCGCUUCCGCGGUGAAGCUCUCCAGUUCAACGUCUCAACAGGCAAGCCAUUCAUUCACCACAUCGACAAUCGCGUGCGCCAAGUGCUCAAUCUCGUCAAGAAAGUAUCGUCUCUACCAAUCCAAGAGAACGGCCCCGAAUCAACGCUUGACACCCCCGAAACGGCUGCCUUGCUCCGAAAAAUUGGCAAUGAAAGUAUUGUCCUGCUCAAAAACGACGACAAUAUUCUGCCUUUUUCCAAGGAGAAAAAGACGCUGGUACUUGGACCCAACGCCAAGGAGGCCACUUACCAUGGCGGUGGCUCUGCUGCUCUUCGUGCCUAUUAUGCUGUUACUCCAUUUGACGGCAUCAGUGAGAAGCUCGGCAGCCAGCCUAUCUUUACUGUCGGGGCCUAUACCCACUGCUUCUUGCCCAUCCUGGGAAACCAACUCACAGACCCUGACGGCAAGCCUGGCAUCCGUUGGCGGGUCUUCAACGAGGCUCACGGUGAUGCUCAUCGCAAGGUAAUUGACGAGCUCCAAUUCAUAAAGACCGAGAUGCAUUUGGUCGACUACAGCAACCCCAAAGUCAACAAUGUGUGGUACGCCGAUAUGGAAGGCUCUUUAGUUGCCGAUGAGGACUGCACAUAUGAGAUUGGUGUCGUUGUUUGUGGCACGGCCAAGGCAUUCGUCAACGGCCAGCUGAUUGUCGACAACGCUACAAAGCAAGUCGCCGGCAAUGCAUUUUUUGGUGCCUCGACCCGCGAAGAGCGCGGCCGCGUCGAGAUGAAAAGGGGGGAAACCUACCAUUUCCGCAUCGAGUUCGGCUCCGCCCCCACAUACACUCUCAAAGGCGAUGCCUACGUACCCGGCCACGGCUCCCUACGCGUCGGCGGCUGCAAGGUCAUCGACGACCAGCGGGAGAUCCAAAAGGCCGUGCAGCUCGCCAGGGAGCACGAUCAAGUCAUCAUCUGCGCAGGUCUCAACGCCGACUGGGAGACGGAGGGUGCCGACCGUGCCUCGAUGAAGCUGCCCGGCGUCCUCGACCAGCUCAUUGCCGAGGUCGCGGCCGCCAACCCCACCAUCGUCGUAGUCAUGCAGACGGGCACGCCCGAGGAGAUGCCCUGGCUCUCGCAGACCAAGGCCGUCCUGCAGGCCUGGUACGGCGGUAACGAAACAGGCAACUGCAUCGCCGACACCAUCUUUGGCGACUCGAACCCCUCGGGCAAGUUGUCGCUCAGCUUCCCCAAGCGUCUUCAAGACACCCCCGCCUUUCUCAACUUUCGCACCGAAGCCGGCCGCACGCUCUACGGCGAGGACGUCUACAUUGGCUACCGCUACUACGAGUUUGCAGAACGCGAGGUCAACUUUCCCUUUGGCCACGGCCUCUCUUACACAACGUUUAGCUUUUCCGACCUCUCCGUCGUCGUUGCCAGCGGCAAAAUCAGCGCCACCGUCCGCAUCACCAACACGGGCCAACGCGAGGGCGCUGCCGUUGCGCAAAUGUACAUUCAACCCAAGCAGCCUGCGCGCAUUAACCGGCCCGUCAAGGAGCUGCGCGGCUUCGCAAAGGUCGAGCUCGAGGCGGGCGCAUCCCGGACAGUCACCAUCAGCGAGCUUGAAAAGUAUGCGGCGGCGUACUUUGACGAGGAGCGCGAGCAGUGGUGCGUCGAGGCGGGUGACUACGAUGUCACCAUUAGCGACAGCAGCGCCGUGACGGACAAGACGCUGCGGGCGGCAAUUACCGUGCCCGAGACUUAUUGGUGGUCCGGCAUUUAG
Messenger RNA from Beauveria bassiana ARSEF 2860, 2499 nucleotides. Its product is annotated as Cel3c-like protein. NCBI's taxonomy places the organism in Eukaryota, Fungi, Ascomycota, Sordariomycetes, Hypocreales, Cordycipitaceae. Bases 1 to 2499 code for a protein of 832 amino acids. The transcript is spliced from 2 exons. Gene Ontology annotation, biological process: glucan catabolic process. The record is from RefSeq and is a predicted model, not a curated record. Gene Ontology annotation, molecular function: beta-glucosidase activity.